Molecule: messenger RNA, 4015 nt
Organism: Hemicordylus capensis (graceful crag lizard)
Lineage: Eukaryota; Metazoa; Chordata; Lepidosauria; Squamata; Cordylidae
Gene: PLPPR2
Product: phospholipid phosphatase related 2
Exons: 9
Coding region: 564-1742 (392 amino acids)
Biological process (GO): signal transduction; phospholipid metabolic process; phospholipid dephosphorylation
Molecular function (GO): phosphatidate phosphatase activity
Source: RefSeq, a predicted model, not a curated record
UAUGUAGGUGAUGCGAGAAGAGGGAGCAACAGGGCCGGCCGCCGACUUGCAAAGCGAGACUGAUCGGGGGCGCGGGGGGUGGGGUGGGGGGACCGCUCUGCUUCCAAGUGGUGGGGCUUCUCGCUCGCGCCCCUCCGACCCACCGGGCAGCCUGGCACUGGCAGCAUCUCCGUGACUGCUGCUCCCCCUGGAAAGCGGCCCUUCCCUCCCCCACCAGGGCUCCCCUUCCUCUCGCUCGCUCCCCCCUCCCUUCCUUGUGUGUGUGUGUUGCUCCCCGCCACCCUCUCUCCCCCUCCCCUCUCCCUCUCCCCCUCCCCCUGGAAGGACUCCAGCUGCUCCACACGCGGAACGGCGCUCAGUCCCGCUUCUAAUGGGGAGAUUGGCAUGAUCAGCAUGGAUCCCCCAUUCUGUUCUGCGGACCGUUAAAUGUGCUUAGACAGAAGAGGAGGCGAAGAGGGCUGAUGUGGGCUGCGGAGGAGGAAGCCAUGGCUGUUGCCUAAAAAAAGCCCCCACCCACCCAGAAGGUAGCCCUUUCCUUGUGGAGGGAUCCAGCCCCUCUUGCCAUGGCUGGUGGGAAGCAGGAGCUGAAGAGAAGCAUCUCCAUCAUCCCCUGUUUUGUGUUUGUGGAGCUGGUGAUCAUGGCCGGCACGGUGGUGCUGGCCUACCACUUUGAAUACACAGACACGUUCCCCGUCCACCUCCAAGGCUUCUUCUGCUAUGACAGUGCCUACGCCAAGCCCUACCCUGGCCCUGAAGACACCAGCCGGGCACCGCCUGUCCUAGUCUACUCUCUUGUCACUGCUGUGCCCACUGUGACGAUUCUUAUUGGGGAGCUGGCCGCCUUCUUCCUUCAGCCAGAGAGACGCAAGGAGAAAACGAUCAUCUCGGGCGAGUGUUGCUAUUUCAAUGCCCUCCUGCGCCGCAUCAUCCGCUUCUUAGGUAUCUAUUCCUUUGGCCUCUUCACCACCACCAUCUUCGCCAAUGCCGGCCAGGUCGUGACUGGCAACCAGACGCCGCACUUCCUCUCCGUCUGCCGACCCAACUACACUGCCCUGGGCUGCCAGCCCCCACCCGGCACCAUCUAUGUCACGGACAAGGCGGCCUGCACUGGAAAUCCCGUCCUGGUCGCUGCGGCCCGCAAGGCCUUCCCCUCCAAGGACGCAGCCCUCAGCGCCUACGCAGUGGCCUAUACCGUGAUGUACGUGACGCUGGUUUUCCGGCUGAAGGGCUCUCGCUUGGCCAAGCCUUCCCUGUGCUUGUCACUUCUGUGUCCCGCUUUCCUGGUGGGCGUGGUGCGUGUGGCUGAGUACCGGAACCAUUGGUCCGAUGUGCUGGCGGGGUUCCUCACAGGUGGGGCCAUUGCCACCUUCCUGGUGACUUGUGUGGUCAACAAUUUCCAGAGCUCCCCACCUACCGCCACACAUCCCCCAUCUCCUGAGAGACAGCCCAGUGUCCCCGUCAUGGGCUUGCCCUGUGUUGACAGUUCCCUUGAAAAGUUAAGUGUGGCUCAGCAGGUGAGGGACCCCCCAGAAGAACAGGAGUUUUCAACGCUACUCUCAAGAGGCCUGGAAAGGCAGCUAGCACGAUCUCUCCGCUUGGUGGCGCCUGGCAGUGCAGCACUGGCCCAUCCCUACGAAAUCACGGAGCUGUGUUCUCAGAGGUCACCUGACCCUCAGCUGUGUCUCUUCCCAACCACCCCUGAUGUCCUCAUUCCCUCCCGGUCGGUCACCAGCGAGGUCUGACCCAAGGAGGUGUUCCUGGUGCCCCUACAGUGGGGAUGGGGUUUGGGUGGAAGGGGGGGUGGUCCAACCUUCUUAUACUCUCAAUUUCCCAACUUCUACCUUGGCCUUUCCUGGGAUUGGGUUUGUUGGUUGUUGCGAAAUCCUUCUGAUUACAUGAUGUCAGUGUGCAACGUGGCUGGUAUAUGUAUGCGCAAAGUGGGGAAGUGAGAAUGGAGCCUCAUUAGUUUCCCAGUGAGAUGAAUGCCCUUGACAGGGGCUUCAUCCCACAGGUUGCUAGUUGCAAGUCUUCUCUGAGGCUGAAGCUCCUAGGACUUUGAUCAAAGCCUGUCCCUCCACUCCCCUUCUCCUUGGUGUGGCCUUUAAUGCCUCUUGAAGGAAGCCUAGAUCCACAGUGACUGACAAGGCAUCCCUUCCCACAAAGACUGUUCCUUUAGGAAUGAGGUUAGGUGCUCUUUCCAAGAAGUAGCUUCAUCUUAGUAGGACAUAUCAUCCUGUACAUGUUGAGCCUUACAAAGGCAAAUUUUCCUAUUGCAGGCAGAAGAGGGGGAGGGUGGGAGAACUUAAAAAAUUAAGUUCAGCCAGGGAAAGAUUUGAGCUGCUCUUGGUCCAGACCAAACCAGUGGCAAAGCAUGGGUCGUUGGGAAGGGGAAAGGAAGGAGAUGGGGUCCAGGAGAAACCAACCUAGGAGGGUAGAACGGCCCACACUCAACCUGCCUCAGAGCUGUGUGGGGGCCAUUGCAUGACACAGCUGUUGAGGUAGCUGCCUGGUGGGGGUGGGGGUGGGGUGGGGGCAUGUCCUGAAGGGAGCCGGAAGGCUUUUUCUUCUAAUGUUCUCUAUCCAUCCUUUGGAGCAUAAAUGUAGACCUUGCUGGAAUAUCUGAUGAUGGCUUACAGGCUGGCACUCGCAGGUCCACUGGGAAAGUCAAAUGCUGAAAACUGGCAAGAGCUUCAAAGUGCUUUUUGCAUGCAGCCUGUGCAAAAGCAGAGUGGAGGAGGGAGAAUUUCAAGAAGGCUUCAAUGGGCAUACUUCUGGCUGGCCUAAGUCAGUGGCCUUGUCUGCAAAAGAUCAGGGCAUCUUAGCCAGACUGGGAAGGACCUCUGCCUGGGGCUGCAGAGAGCCGCAGCUGCUGCUCCAGGUAGACUGUGCAGGGCUAGAGAGGCCAGAGCUCUGCCAGUUCAGAACGUCCUUCAACAAAGAAGGAGUGGAGAGAGAGAAAUGAAGCAGCACUGGCAAAUUGGAAAUGGGGGAAAGGGGGAAGGACUCCCGUCAACACCUUUGGGAGUCCUUUCCCCCCAUUUUGUUCCGUUUCAGAGAGUCCUUCCCCAUCGCCCCAGAGUUGCAGGAUUGCUCAGUGCAGCCCACACUCCAAAGCACUUUCUGUCGAGCCCCAGCAUAUGGCCCCGGUGCUGGAGCCCUGGCUCCAAAGGAGCUCUUCUUGGAAUGGGCCAAGACAAACUGCUGCUGCUGCUGCUGCUGCUGCCUCCUCCGCCCUCCAGAGCAGUGCCGGAGUCCCCUGGGAAAUGACAUCUCACUUGCAGAGCGUCUACAGCCCUGGAUCCUUGAGGGCCAGCUGCUGCCAGAACCCCUCCUCAGUGGGCUUGGAGCCCUUUGCAUGUGGGUAUUCCAGGGUGGUGUGGGGCAAAGCCUGUCUUCCCCCACGGCCAUCCAUUCCUUUGUCUCUUAAGGGCAUGCCUUCACCACCACUACAAACCAGCUCCAUUGUCAUACUUUCCUGCCGCUGUAUCAAAAAAACCAUGUUAAGCAACUUUCUGCCAUGACAAUUCCUGGAGUGGGCUGGCAGGUUUACUGUGGAGGAAGCCAUGACAGUAACACCGGUUCCAAACUAGUUUACAUAGGUAGUGUAGAUACCGUUGUGUCCCUACCUCACUUCCUUGCCUUGCCACCCAACCUGCUCUUCCAGAUAUUUCUGCUCAAAGCAGCAUCUGCACAGACAAUGACCUUCCCACACUAUGCUGUCCCCAGUGGGUGACCCCCAGCUCCUUGAAGGCAGUGCAGCCCACGCCUCCCAGGGCACAUCGGAGAGACUCUACUGCCACUCCAGCCACGGGCCCUGCCUGGCACUGACAACCACUAUGCAGCACCAUCACAAGGCAGCUGCACAGCACCUUUGUGGGGGUGGGGUGUCACAGGGAGGGGUCAGGGGCCGGCUUUGGAAAGUGGCAGAGCAUCUGGGUUGCUGCCGGUGUGCUUGGAGCAAAGCAACACCUACACAUUUCCAAUAUGAUUUUAAUAAAGUAAUGUUUUAACAAUC